AUCACUAUACACCCAUUUCUUGCAUCUAUAAAGUGUUACCUUAAUUGAUUAAUUCGUAUAGGAAAAGUCCUACACACAAUAUCUAAACAAAGAAAAUGAGCCUUCCUUCUUUCCUAUUGCUUUCCCUCACAAUUUUCUUGUGUUCUUUCAAUCCAUUUGUUGAUGCCAACCACCUCAUCCAACAAACAUGUAAAAAUUGCUCAAAAAGUGAUCCCAACAUAAGCUACAAAUUUUGCAUAACAUCUCUUCAAUCAGAUCAUAGGACCCAAUGUGCCAAAAACCUUGAAGAAUUAGGUCUCAUAUCUAUCAAGAUAACAAGGCACAAUGUGACAAAUACUUGUGAUUACAUCAAAGAGCUUUUAGAGAAGAAAACUAGAGACCCCUUUAUCAAAGAAUGCUUGGAUGAUUGUCUUGAUGUAUAUUCCGAUGCAAUUACAACUUUUAGAGAAGCCAUUCGAGAUUAUAAAGCCAAACGUUAUGAAGAAUGUAAUAUUAAGCUAAGCUCAAUCAUUGAUGACUCAACAACUUGUGAAGAUGGAUUCAAGCAAAAGAAUGAUGUCAUUUCACCAUUGACAAAGAGAAACAAAAAUAUUUUUCAGCUUUCAGCUAUAGCACUUUCGAUUGUUAACAUGCUCAAUAAGGAUAAAUUAAAUGGUACAUUCUGAUUGAUUUUUUUUUAUUUUUUUUAUGCAUGAUGGUUUAGGAUAUAAAUUAUCAUUAUACAUUAUUAUUUCUUAUCAAAUAAUAAUUCUAUAAUGUAUA
Messenger RNA from Medicago truncatula (barrel medic), 762 nucleotides. Its product is annotated as putative invertase inhibitor. The coding region runs from base 96 to 665 and encodes 189 amino acids. The transcript has a single exon. Gene Ontology annotation, molecular function: enzyme inhibitor activity. NCBI's taxonomy places the organism in Eukaryota, Viridiplantae, Streptophyta, Magnoliopsida, Fabales, Fabaceae. The record is from RefSeq and is a predicted model, not a curated record.